AUGGGAAAACUGGGAUUUAAAAGCGGUAAGAAGAAAGCUCAAGGACAGAAAGAAGGAGAUUCUAGUCUAGUUGUUUCUUCAACUGGUACCUCUCCCUCAAUCCCUGACAGAGCUGAAGAAGAUGUCACGGAUGGAGGAGCUCCAGCUUCCUCAUCUGACAAGGUUAGUAACAAUCCUCGAGCUGAUAGAAAACAUAGUUGGGUGUGGGAGCACUUUAAGGAAUAUAAGGAUGUAAAAGUCACUAAAGUAAAGGGUCAAGCAGAUAUUGUAGAAGAAUUUAGGAGGGCUAAGUGUAUAUAUUGUCCUAAGGGUCCUCUAGGAGACUAUGCUUGUGAUCCCUACAAAAAUGGGACUCAAGGGAUGAUUAGGCUCAUAAACAAAUCAUGUAAGUAUUAUCCCGGAAGGAGAGCGAUAGAUAAAAAUCAGAAAGUGCUUGCUGGUGAUAAAAGUAAGGGUAAUUCUAUGAAAAUGGUAGCAUUUAAUCCUCUUGAAGUUAUGAAAGCAUGUGUUGAAAUGGUUGUAGUUGAUGAGCUUCCUUUUAGCUUCGUUGAAAAGCAAGGGUUUAGGCAUUUUUGUCAUGUUGCAAUGCCAAUGUUUAAGGUCCCUUGUAGGAAAACUUUGGUUAAAAAUUUUCUUACAUUGUAUGAUAAGACAAAGAAGAAGUUGAAAACUGAUUUAGCACACUAUAGGGUCUGCCUAACCACUGACACUUGGACAAGUGUUCAAAAUUUCAACUACAUGGUGCUAACUGCACACUUUAUUCAUGAUAAGUGGGAAAUGCAUAAGAGGAUAAUCAAUUUUUGCACUAUUUGUAAUCAUAGUGGGAAUUCCAUAGGUCUUUUGAUUGAGUCAUGUUUGCUUCAGUGGGGGAUUAGCAAGGUUUUAACCAUCACAGUAGAUAAUGCAGCAGCCAAUAAGUGUGCUAUUGAGUUUGUUAGGUCCAAACUUAACAAAAGAGAAAAACCAGAAUCAAUCUUAGAGGAUCCCUUGCAGAGGAUUGGUUGUUAUGGAUGUUCCCACGAGGUGGAAUUCAACAUUCUUAAGGAAGCUGCCUUGAAGUUCAAAGCAGCCUUUGCAAGGAUGGAGGAGCAACCGGACAGCGGCUUUUCAGCCUAUUUCAAAGAGCCUGACGAAGAGUAUGAUGAGGAUGGGAAUUUGGUUCCAAGUAAAAGCAAGAGGCCUAGAGUGGGGCCUCCAUCCGAGGAUGAAUGGGAUAAGGCGGAAGUGUUUGUGCAGUUUCUUAGGGUAUUUUAUGAAGUAACUCUAAGAGUUAGUGCAAGUAAUGGGCCCACAAUUCAUACCACUUUUCAUGAUGUGUUGUCAAUCGAAUCGGAGAUUAGCAAGCUCUUCAUAGAACCAGAAAUUGCAACAGGUUUGGACACCCAGAAGGUUUUGAGUGAUAUGGCAGAAAAUAUGAGGUCCAAAUUCAUCAAGUAUUAUGGUGGCUUUCGGGAUUUGAAUCCCUUGGUGUUUAUGGGGCUGAUCCUUGAUCCUAGAUUCAAGCUAAGGCAUGUAACUCAUCUUUUGACAAAUGAAGGGUUUGAAUUGGAAGAUGUGCGGACUAAAACGACGGAGUUACGUGAUGUGUUGAUGUCCUUGUAUGAAGAGUAUGCACCAAAGGAGGCCCCUGCAAAGAAGAGAGGUCAAAUAGAGGUUGAAAGCUCAUCUUCACAAAGCACUACAAAUACUUGUUGGACCCUCUUGAAUUCACAAGUGAGAAGGAAGGGUUCGAGUUCCCGAUUCUGUUAUGGUGGAAGAUCAAUGGAGCCAAGUACCCUAUACUUCAAGCAAUAG
This is a messenger RNA of Rosa chinensis, 1794 nucleotides long. RefSeq names its product zinc finger BED domain-containing protein DAYSLEEPER-like. The transcript is spliced from 4 exons. Bases 1 to 1794 code for a protein of 597 amino acids. The record is from RefSeq and is a predicted model, not a curated record. Gene Ontology annotation, molecular function: DNA binding. NCBI's taxonomy places the organism in Eukaryota, Viridiplantae, Streptophyta, Magnoliopsida, Rosales, Rosaceae.